UGGAAUAAUGGUGCGUCAUGUAAACACGAGCGCUUACUUUCGUGUGAAAGGCUGGGAAAAUUCGCAUUUGACUGUCGAAAUGGCACGCCAUAAAUACGAGAGUCAGCGUUUGCAUACUUUCAUGCUACCUGCUGCUCUUCGCUUGAAUUACGUUUGGGGAACAAUGGGUAAAAUCUUGAUUUCAGCACUUCUCACAGUGUAUCUUGGUUCGAUUGGCAGCGAUGGAAGAGUUUUCGAAAGGUGUGAAUUGGCUCGCACUCUGAGGGACAAUUACGGCUUCGGUCGGGAAAACCUUGGAGACUAUGAUGAUCUCAACUUGUUUGUACUAGGGGUCUGUCUUGCAUUUUACGAGAGCUCUUUGGACACAAGCAAAAGGGGAGGACCAAACACGGAUGGGAGUUAUGACCACGGAUUAUUCCAGAUCAACGAUGGGUAUUGGUGCUAUCCCCCAGAUCAGUAUGCCGACUGUAACGUUGCUUGCGACAACUUGCGCAACGAUGACAUCACCGACGACAUUGCCUGCGUGCGAUUGAUUUUUCAGCGGCACGGUUUUGACGCCUGGUACGGCUGGCUCAACAACUGCAAGGGAACCAAUGUUGAAGCAAAUUGGGUGGCAGAUUGCAACAUCGGCUAAGAACCAAAACUUAUACAACUUCACGCACGAAGAUGAAUUUGAUGUAUUUUUUCGAUUACUUGUGUAUAGAACCUUUAUCAUUCCAGAAAAUAAACUUUUUACGAUGUUGAAAGGUUUCUGUAGAAACA
Notodromas monacha is the source of this 762-nucleotide messenger RNA. Lineage: Eukaryota; Metazoa; Arthropoda; Ostracoda; Podocopida; Cyprididae. The record is from the annotation of a GenBank genome assembly.